AUGAAUGAUAAUGUUAAAGCUGUAAACAAUCGAUGUGGUCUAAGUCAACGUAAAAUUGGACGACGAUUUCGAGUGAAUCAUUCAACCAUUUCACGUAAUCUUCGACGACGAACUUCAGUUGUUAUAAGGAAACGUCGAAAAGCUCCGAAAAUGAAUAGUGAACAGCAACAAAUACGAGCACGAAAAAACUGUGCAAGAGCUCAUUAUUCAAAUAUCGUUCAACAACUUUUAAACGAGAAAAAUAUACCAUUUAUUGCUCCUGCUGACAAUCCACCAAAUGCGGCACAAGCUCGUCCCAUUGAAAUCGUAUGGAUUCUACUUGAACGAAAAAUAUAUGAAAACAAUUGGGCAGCAAAAAAUAGUGAUUAUUUGGCUAAGAGAAUUGAGCAAAAGGCAAAAGAGCUUGAUCGGAAAAUGUUGCAAGCCAUGGUGGAGGAUGUACGGAAGAAGCUUCGAGCUAUGUGGCGCGAUGGACUUUAUUCGGUUAUCUAA
Messenger RNA from Rotaria sp. Silwood2, 492 nucleotides. NCBI's taxonomy places the organism in Eukaryota, Metazoa, Rotifera, Eurotatoria, Philodinida, Philodinidae. The record is from the annotation of a GenBank genome assembly.